GGGAAGCGAGAGGCUCGCAGCCGGCCUGGGGUCAGCUCGGUGGAGAGCGGUCACUUGACUCCGGAUGGUCCUGCGCGGUGGAGAAGGCCUGGAGAUGGGCAAGGGGAGGCUGGCGCAGAGCCAAGGUCACCAGGCCCUGAGCCCGGGCGGGCAAGUGCUCUAGAAAACGUGUUCUGGUUGGUCCUGGGGCCCUUCAUGAGCCCUCCUCCCACCCCUGCCGAAGAUGUGAAGAACGCCAAGGAGCCACAAGGGAAGAAGGCGGCUGAGGGUUGGAGGAUCCCGAUGCUGAUUGGUUUUCUACCUCUGACGUCACAGACAUGGGGCCCCAGAAGCCACUUCUCGGCAAGCAUGGAAGAUCCCAGGAGGGGGCAGGACAGGGGUGCUGAGCCAUCCGCCCCAGGAGAGAAUAGGCCCCCAAAAUGGAGGGUUUUUAUUAUUAUUACCAGAAGGUUUAAUUCACGGCACGGACCUUGGCCAAGCUGCUUUCCUGCCCCGGGAAUUUCCUGAUCUAUAAAACAGACUGGCCCUGGCUGCUUCCUGUCCCCUCCGAGAAGAUGCUUCCCAAGGUGGCCAUCGGCAGCCUGCUCCUCCUCAGUGUGCUCUGGAUUGAUGUGGCCUGGGCGGGCUCCAGUUUCCUGAGCCCUGAGCACCCCAAGACCCAGCGGAAGGAAUCCAAAAAGCCGUCUGCCAAACUUCAGCCCCGAGACAUGGAAGACCCUUUCAGCCAGCCCGGAGGAGUGGAGAAGGGUUUGGAAAUCCAGUUCAACGCUCCCUUUGACAUUGGAAUUAAAGUGGCAGAGGCUCAGUAUCGUCAGUAUGGUCAUGCCCUGGAAAAGGUACUACAGGAGAUCCUUUUGGAAGAGAACCAAGGAAAUACAGGAGAAAACUGACAUGGGAGAGAGAGAGAGAGAGAAAGAUGAGCCCACACAUUUUUCUAACCAACAUGCAUCAUUCCUAGUUUUGCAUUCAUAUUUGCUUCCCUGACAACUUCCUCUAUCUGUGUAUUAACUAUAUGCUGGGGAGAGAAAUAAAAUUCCCAUUGUAGUCCAAGACCUAAAAAA
Molecule: messenger RNA, 1061 nt
Organism: Antechinus flavipes (yellow-footed antechinus)
Lineage: Eukaryota; Metazoa; Chordata; Mammalia; Dasyuromorphia; Dasyuridae
Gene: GHRL
Product: ghrelin and obestatin prepropeptide
Exons: 6
Coding region: 555-890 (111 amino acids)
Biological process (GO): negative regulation of inflammatory response; gastric acid secretion; regulation of response to food
Cellular component (GO): extracellular region
Molecular function (GO): ghrelin receptor binding; growth hormone-releasing hormone activity
Source: RefSeq, a predicted model, not a curated record